Pseudomassariella vexata is the source of this 1502-nucleotide messenger RNA. RefSeq lists its product as uncharacterized. The transcript is spliced from 6 exons. Gene Ontology annotation, cellular component: mitochondrion. Lineage: Eukaryota; Fungi; Ascomycota; Sordariomycetes; Amphisphaeriales; Pseudomassariaceae. The record is from RefSeq and is a predicted model, not a curated record. Gene Ontology annotation, molecular function: protein-containing complex binding. The coding region runs from base 121 to 1251 and encodes 376 amino acids.
GUGGCAACCGGGACGCAGUUGCAAGUGAGCUCAUCCGCUACGACCAGGCUUAAACAUCGCCAGCUCAAUUGGGAAUUGGAAAGGCUGCCGUCGUCUUUGCAACACCCCAAUUCCGCAAGAAUGGCCUCCUUCCCAACCGCUGUGCGGUCCAGCCGACGGAUUGCGCUCAACUUUGUUCAACGACGUCCCAUCUCCGACAUCACCAUCACUCGCACCGGGAAGCCAAUUCUACGAACUCAGGGUGGACGAUCAUCACUUGGAGGCCACACUGCUACGGUAUUUGGCGCAACGGGGCAGCUUGGACGAUACAUUGUCAACCGAUUAGCUCGUCAAGGAUGUCAGGUUGUAAUCCCAUACCGAGAGGAGAUGGCCAAGCGCCAUCUCAAAGUUACGGGUGACCUGGGCCGUGUACACUUUCUCGAAUACGACCUAUACAACACCGAAUCCAUCGAAGCCAGCGUUCGACAUUCCGAUGUGGUCUACAAUUUGGUCGGCCGUGAAUACCCAACCAAGAACUACAGCCUCGAGGAUGUGCAUGUCGAGGGAACGGAGCGAAUAUGCGAAGCUGUUGCGAAGUACGAUGUCGAUCGCUACAUCCACGUCUCGUCGUAUAAUGCCGACCCCAACUCGUCCGUUGAGUUCUUCCGCACAAAGGGUCUUGGAGAACAGGUUGCCCGCAGCAUCUUCCCGGAGACCACCAUAGUCAGACCAGCACCUCUGUUCGGAUUCGAGGACAGGCUUCUCCUGAGACUGGCUGGUGUUACCAACCUGUUCACAUCCAACAACAUGCAAGAGCGAUAUUGGCCAGUGCAUUCUAUCGACGUUGGUCGGGCUCUUGAAAUCAUGCUGUACGACGACACUACGGCUGGACAGACAUACGAGCUCUAUGGCCCUAAGAAUUACUCGACAGAAGAGAUCGCUGAGAUGGUAGACCGCGAAAUCUUCAAGAAGCGCAGGCACAUCAACCUGCCGAAGGCUGUGUUGAAGCCCAUUGCGGCAAUCCUGAACCGCGUUCUUUGGUGGCCAAUCAUGUCCGCAGAGGAAAUCGACAAGGAAUUCGUCGACCAGCAGAUUGAUGAGACGGCAAAGACGUUCAAGGACCUGGGAAUGGAAAACCUUGGAGAGAUUAGCGAUUAUACAUACCACUACUUGCAAGGAUUCCGUAGCUCGUCAUUCUAUGAUUUACCGCCCGCAACAGAAAAGGAGAAGCUGGAAGACAAGAAGUAUAUCCAUGUGCUGGAUGAACUAUGAAGAAGCACCUUUCGCAAGCGCGUCUACUACGGGUAAAUGAGAAAAACUCGAUUGCACUGUACAUAUACACUAGACUCAGAGUUUCCUUGCCUCCUUGCCUCAAUUUCCAGUUCGAAAAGUGUACAUGAUUGAUUCCGGGGCCGUUGUAUUGGUUGGGAAGUUUUCGACCUUUCGGCGGCAUCUCAAGAGUUUCUGCCGAUGAACUUUGUGGCCGAACUUGUGACUCCAAAAAAUUGUUUUCAAGCUGGCAA